Trypanosoma brucei brucei TREU927 is the source of this 588-nucleotide messenger RNA. RefSeq lists its product as hypothetical. The record is from RefSeq and is a predicted model, not a curated record. The transcript has a single exon. Bases 1 to 588 code for a protein of 195 amino acids. Lineage: Eukaryota; Euglenozoa; Kinetoplastea; Trypanosomatida; Trypanosomatidae.
AUGUGUAGCUUUGUAGUGCUGCCCCCCGGCUCCACCGUCCGCGGAUUAACCUUCUCCCGUUCGUGCCUUCCUUGCUGCACCCGGCUCAUACGUGUUUCGUUUUUGUUAGUUUCACUGUUGUCAGCUCUUCAAAAUUCACGAACAGUAGGUAUGUCGCAAUUAUGGGUAAAGCGCGCAAAGGCUGAGGUAUCGCGUCAUUCACGUCUCCUUGAGACGGUGAAUCGUGUUUUCCCCAUGCCGUUUGAGGAACGUAGGUCACGGGUGGGUAUGGUCACUUAUGGGACCUACCGCUGGCUUCGCUUUUUCCCCCUUCUAUUGGUUCCUAUUGUGAUUGUGGGAGCCAUCCUAGAAUCGCGUGACAUACCACAGGAACAUGUCUUCACAUCCCUCCACUUGUGGCUGGCGGACCACGGCGUGUUCCGCCACGAUACGGUGAAGGCGCUUAACCCCGCAUUUGAGGAUGAGCGGCGCUCCAUUGAAUGGAAGGCCAACGACAGAAGGUGGCGGUUUACCGGACUUGAUAUGCCCUCCAUGAGGGAGCUGCGGGAAUUCACCGCAAUCAAUAUCGACAGGAGAGAUUCAUAUUGA